UACAUACCCAACAUGUCCUCAACUGAGGUGGACAAAUUCUUAGCUGGGACCGCUCCAGUGAAAGCCGAGUUCGUCUUUUGCCGAUUCAGGCUCUCAAUCACUAUUCACAUAAGAAAACACAGAUUUCUCGUGCUAACAUCCGCGCCUGCACCACCCCCAGAUGAUGAUGCAGCCGAAGGAGUAACAAGUACUAAGGAUACCGUAUCUGGGCAGCAAGAUGAAGAAGGCGGUUCUGGAAAACAAAAUGCCAUGUCGAAUAGGGCCAAAAAACGCGCCGAACGAAAGGAGAAGCGCGGUGCAAAUAAAGGUCGAAAGUUCAACAAGAUAAAAGACGACCUGGACGUUUGUUGGAAGACAGCAAAUGGGCAAUUGUGUGAGUUUGGGAACGAAUGCCGGUAUAACCACGAUAUUCCAGCUUAUCUCGCCGCAAAGCCCAAAGAUCUACGAAUUCCGCUUAUCUCUGAACUUCUCGACGAGCCGAAACCAGAGUCGGAGAAUGGCGUUGUUAGAUUGACAUCCUCAUCGACAGGUAGACCGGUCGUCUGUCCUGUGUUUGAAGAGCAUGGGGAGUGUCGUUAUGGAUACAAAUGUCGAUAUCUCAGCGCACAUAUCAAACGAAGCGACUCGGAUGGUGAAACACCAGAAAUAGCUGUAGAUGAGGAGAAAAAAGCUCGACUCGCAAUUAGUGCCACAGAGGUCAAUUAUGUCCGUCCGGAGACACAGAAACUCUUGAGGACUAAAAAAUUCCCUUUCCUGGUCUGGGAAGCGUAUCAGAAAGAGACACAGGCGGCUGAGAAGAAGGCAGAAGAAGAAGAGAAGGCGCGAAAAGAACAGAAACGACGAGAAGAGGAUGUUGCGAUGGAGACCGGAGAUGAGCAAGAUAAAACAGUGAUGGAGGGUCAAGCGGAUGUUGAAAAUAUGGUGAAAAAACGCACUGGCGCUGACUUGGCUGAGCAAGAUUCACAAACAAAUGCUCCAGACGCGAAAGUUAGAUUUUCUGAAAAGAAACGCCUUGACUGGAAGGGGAAAAGCUACUUGGCCCCACUCACCACUGUCGGAAACCUACCUUUCCGUCGUUUAUGUGUCGAGUUUGGCGCAGAUAUCACCUGUGGAGAAAUGGGCCUAGCAACCUCUUUCCUGUCAGGUUCAAAGGAGGAAUGGUCUCUAGUCAGGCGUCACCCUUCCGAAAAAAUUUACGGUGUUCAAGUUGCUGGAAAUAAACCGAAUACUCUUGUUCCGACGGCGGAGGUACUAGCGAAAGAAUGUGCUGGUAACAUCGAUUUUGUCGACGUGAACUGCGGUUGUCCCAUCGAUUUAGUAUUUAAAACUGGUAGUGGAUCAGCUUUGCUGGACGCGCCGGCUAAGCUCGGGAGGAUUGUAGUCGGGAUGAACAAAGCACUUGGGGAAAUUCCUGUGACUGUUAAACUACGAACGGGAGUAAAAGACGGACGGAACAAUGCACACAAGCUUAUGCCUAGAUUGGUGACGGAAUGGGGGGCGGGCGCGCUGACGCUUCAUGGACGUACACGUCAACAACGCUACACAAAAUUGGCAGAUUGGAGCUAUAUCAAACAAUGCGUGGAAGCCGUGAGGGCCUGUGAGGCGGAGGCGGAGGAUUUUCCCCCUGUUCCGCUUUACGGCGGAGGCGAUUGCUUUUCCUCACAAGAUUACUGGUCUUGCAUUGAACAGAGCGGCGUGGAUGGUGUGAUGGUCGGUCGAGGGGCUUUGAUUAAGCCGUGGAUCUUCACAGAAAUCAAAGAACGGAGAGAAUGGGAUAUUAGUGCUCGGGAGAGGCUAGAGGGCAUCCGAAAGCUCGCUGAAUAUGGGAUUUGUCACUUUGGGACAGAUACUGCCGGUAUUAACACGACGAGGCGAUACUUGUGCGAAGCAUUGUCUUUCCAAUAUCGUUAUGUGCCCAUCGGUUUACUGGAGCGGCUUCCUGGACGUAUAAACGACCGGGCUCCGGCAUUCAGAGGUAGAGACGAGCUGGAAACAUUACUCGCGAGCCCCGACAGCAGAGACUGGGUUAAGAUUUCGGAGAUGUUCUUGGGACCUGCACCUGACGCGUGGUCGUUCACUCCAAAGCACAAGAGUAACGCCUAUGAGGCCCAGGGAUAGUUCAAUGCUCUUAUUGUUCACCGUACAUUAUUGAAGCAUGCGUCCUUUCCAUACAAAAUGACUGACUUCGUCCCGAA
Molecule: messenger RNA, 2195 nt
Organism: Marasmius oreades (fairy-ring Marasmius)
Lineage: Eukaryota; Fungi; Basidiomycota; Agaricomycetes; Agaricales; Marasmiaceae
Exons: 13
Coding region: 13-2118 (701 amino acids)
Biological process (GO): tRNA processing
Molecular function (GO): tRNA dihydrouridine synthase activity; metal ion binding; flavin adenine dinucleotide binding
Source: RefSeq, a predicted model, not a curated record